Loa loa (African eye worm) is the source of this 942-nucleotide messenger RNA. RefSeq lists its product as hypothetical. The transcript is spliced from 8 exons. The record is from RefSeq and is a predicted model, not a curated record. Gene Ontology annotation, cellular component: small-subunit processome; nucleolus. The coding region runs from base 1 to 942 and encodes 313 amino acids. Gene Ontology annotation, biological process: maturation of SSU-rRNA from tricistronic rRNA transcript (SSU-rRNA, 5.8S rRNA, LSU-rRNA). NCBI's taxonomy places the organism in Eukaryota, Metazoa, Nematoda, Chromadorea, Rhabditida, Onchocercidae.
AUGUCGGAAGAACAGCAACGUUACGCGAGUAUUGUUACCGAUUGCAUGAAAACAUCAACGGAAUUGUUAAAUACGGCUAAGGAAUUCUGUAUUCAACUUCAAAAAGAAAAAGAACGGGAUGGAAUAUCGUUUUACGAAGUGAAAAAUCGUGAUUUGCUUGCAUAUACACGUGAUUUGGUAUAUUUGAUGUAUCAAAUGUGUAUUGGAAAUAGUAUACAGGGUGAUCCGGCUAUUGAACGCUUGGUUUAUUUGAGAACGGUUUUGGAACGAAUGCGUCCCAUUGAAUACAGAAUGAAAAGUCACGUUGAAAAACUAAUUUUACUUGCUUCCGAUGGGACAAGUAAUGAUGUGAAAACAUUACGACCACAUCCAGAACAGCUGAAAGUGGAUGAUGAAAGUGAAGAGUUGGAAUCGGAAAAUAGCAGUGAUGAAGAUGCUUCCAAGGAAACGAAACCUAAAAAUAUGUUCCACCGAAACUUAUGGCAGUACAUUAUAAUGUUUACAGAAGAUGAAGAAGAAGUGGAAGAACGAAAAAUGGAGCGAGCAAGACGGCGAGCAUUGCAGAGUAGCUUGAUACAAGAUUUGCGAGCACAGUAUAGUGAGGCUCCGGAAGAGUUCCAAGAUGACAGUAUAGUAAGAAGGAAGAAGCAGGAAGAUGUUGAAAAGCAAAAAUAUGAAGAGGACUAUUUUAUCCGUUUGCAAAUGACGAAGAAAGAGAAGCACAAUAAAAGGAUCCAAGAUCGACAGAAUAUCCUAGAUGAGCUGCUGCAUUUCGGUAGUUAUAUGGCAGUGAAAAACACUGAAAAAGGUGGUGACAAUACAGCAGGUGGUAGUGCUGGUGGAAAACGCAGGAAAGUGGGAAAGAACAGGAAAUUUAGUAAAAAACCAAAUCAUGCUGGUGCAAAAGGAAAGAAGGGAAAAAGCAAAUCCAGAAAGAAAUAG